This is a messenger RNA of Cotesia glomerata, 1996 nucleotides long. RefSeq lists its product as uncharacterized. NCBI's taxonomy places the organism in Eukaryota, Metazoa, Arthropoda, Insecta, Hymenoptera, Braconidae. The record is from RefSeq and is a predicted model, not a curated record. Gene Ontology annotation, molecular function: DNA binding.
AUGAUUUCUUCAUUGUUUGGACAUCUAUAACAACUUCUGAAGAAGCACGAUUCCGUUGGAUUAUUACAAAUCAAUUUAUUCAAUAAAUUUUUAUAAAUUGAUUAAGUUUCCAUAAUCCAAUCAGUAUUUCUCGCAAAUUUUGGAAAAUUACAUCCUAAAUAAGAAAAUGGAAUCGUAGUUGUGAACGCCAUCUGCAUUGUAUAAACUCAAUUUUUUAACGAGCAGUUUGAAAUUUUAAAUAUCCGCGAGGGUCGCCCCGUAAAAAUGUUCUUAUUUGGUGGAAUGACCCAUAUGUACUAUACUAAAUUAUGAAAACAAAAUGGCCCAUUGCACCCACCAGCGUCAUAGAGUGAAUGCCGAAUAGUUAUUACGUUAUUAGUUAAUUUAUGUGAAUAAUAAUAAAUUGAAAAGAGUACUCGAUAUUUUUUCUUAUUGCGCCGGUCCGUAUUUUUUUAUAAUAAACAACAUGCCUAAACAAAAAUCUAUUGUUUGGAAUCAUUUUUCUGAAUAUCUUGACGGCAAACAAAUUUUACACGGGAAAUGUAAAUACUGUGGCAUUACUUACGUUUCUAAUGCUAAGCGUAUAGAAAUCCAUUUAACUAAAUGUAAUAAGUGUCCAGAUGCAAUAAAAGAAAGUUAUUUAGCUGCUAAAAUUUGUGAUAUUUCUUUGUUAAAGGAACUUUCAUCGAAAAAAUCAAGUCAAAGCAACUUGAAUAACUUAAUUGACAAAAUUCCAAUUGAAAAAAAAAAAGAUAAAAUGGAUAAAAUGUUAGCUCGUGCUGUAUAUUCAAGCUGCUCACCUUUCAGACUGGUUGAAAAUCAUUAUUUGAAGAGAUUUUUGAAGUUCAGUUCACCUGGAUACACUCCACCAUCUAAGGAUCAAUUAUCUGGUAGACUUCUAGAUGAAGAGUAUCAAUUAUUGAAAUCUGUGAUGAAGAACAAAUUAGAAAGUGCAAAUUCGUUGACGAUCUUAUCUGAUGGCUGGACAGACAUUAAUCAUUGUUCAAUUAUAAAUAUCGUAUUUAUGGCACCCGAACCAAUCUUUUAUAAGGCGAUUGAUGCUAGUGCAGAAUCGCAUACUGGAACCGUUAUCGCUGGAAUUCUCAGUACGGUUAUUGAAGAAGUAGGACCGCACAAAUUCCAUGCGUUGGUCACAGACAAUGCAAAAAAUAUGAAAUCUGCUUGGAGUAUUUUAAAAGAUAAAUAUCAUCAUUUAAUUACUUUUGGUUGCGUGGCCCAUGGCCUGAAUUUAUUAGUUAAAGAUGUCCUUUCGGUAAAAGAAAUAGAAGAAAUAAUUGAUAAAUCAAAAACAAUUAUCAAAUUUUUUCUAAAUCACACUUUGCUUUAUUCCGUAUUAAAAGACACACAACGUCAAAAAACUAAUAAAGUACUACAUUUGUUGCUACCUGUUGAUACGCGCUGGGGUUCAUACAAUUCAAGUUUAAACAGUCUGCUCCGUAUUAAAGAAUCGUUGCAGAUAGCAACCUUUGAUAAAGACGUGUUAAAAAUGAUUACUGAAAAAAUGCGUCAAGAUAUCAGAAAUGACAGUUACUUUUGGCCAAUGGUGCAGAAUGUUCAUGAUUUGAUUGAAGUUCCCUGUUCAGUUAUUAAAUGCUUGGAAGGAGAAUAUCCAACACUAUUGAAUUUAUCCAAAAAAUUGAUUGAUAUGUACGGAGAUUUUAUUGAAAAAUCAUAUUUCCUAGAAGAAAAAAGUCAAAGUUACGUUGAAGACAAGUACUUGGAGCGCAAAGAUUUUAUCUCCCAUCCGGUACAUUUUGCAGCGCAUUUAUUAAACCCUCAACUCAUUAAUUGCCCAUUGGUUGAAACUGAUAAAAUCGAAGCUGUUGAUUUCAUUGAAUAAUUCGCAGAAAAUUUAAAGCUCAAUAGUCAACAAGUUAUUACAGAUUUAGGUGACUAUUGCACUUAACAAGCAGUUUGGAACAACAAGUCUCUUUGGACUGAAAGUAAAAUAUCCAGUCCAAUAACUUGGUGGAAA